Messenger RNA from Pelobates cultripes (western spadefoot toad), 426 nucleotides. Lineage: Eukaryota; Metazoa; Chordata; Amphibia; Anura; Pelobatidae. The record is from the annotation of a GenBank genome assembly.
AUGAUUGACUUCUCAGGAAGCCACUCUCCCUUGCAGCAUCCUAGAUUUUCGAGCGAUUACCAAAGCUCUCCGCCAUUUCAAAAACAUUGUCUGGCACAUAGGUAUGAACCGCUCAGACAACCAGGAAGCAGUAUCUUGCAUAAACCACCAGCGUGGUACCUGCAGCCAGCUUCUGUUGAAGGAAAUGGAGAAAUGAAUGAAGUGGGCUCAGAGAUGGACUCUAGGUCUGUUGGCAAUCCAUCUACCAGGGAAGAAGAACAAAGUUUCAGACUUCCUCAGCAGAGUUACAAUACAGAAACACACCAACUCAACCCACACUUAUUCUACACUCUAAUGAGAUUAUGGAGUUACUCCCAAAUAGAUUUGAUGGCCAAUGCUCACAACAAUCAAGUGCAGGUUUACAGCUCCAAAACAUUAAGAGAAUAA